Messenger RNA from Antrostomus carolinensis (chuck-will's-widow), 249 nucleotides. RefSeq names its product ovomucoid-like. NCBI's taxonomy places the organism in Eukaryota, Metazoa, Chordata, Aves, Caprimulgiformes, Caprimulgidae. The record is from RefSeq and is a predicted model, not a curated record. Bases 1 to 249 code for a protein of 82 amino acids. The transcript has 4 exons. Gene Ontology annotation, molecular function: serine-type endopeptidase inhibitor activity; protein binding.
AUGAAGAUAACAGGUGCCUUUGUGCUCCUCGCCCUGGCAGUUCUUUGUUUAGCAAAUGCUGCUGAAGAGAAUGAGGUUGACUGCAGUGAAUACAAGAGGUUACCAAGAGGAAGACCUAUUUACUGCGAAAGACUCUAUCAACCUUUUUGUGGCUCUGAUGGGAAAACAUACAACAACAAAUGUUCCUUCUGCAAAGCAGUCCUGAGAAGCAGAGGUGCCUUACGUAUGAAGCAAGCAGGGGCAUGCUGA